Messenger RNA from Ricinus communis (castor bean), 2630 nucleotides. Its product is annotated as BTB/POZ domain-containing protein SR1IP1. Lineage: Eukaryota; Viridiplantae; Streptophyta; Magnoliopsida; Malpighiales; Euphorbiaceae. The coding region runs from base 552 to 2417 and encodes 621 amino acids. Gene Ontology annotation, molecular function: protein binding. The record is from RefSeq and is a predicted model, not a curated record. The transcript is spliced from 5 exons.
ACAUGGGCAAUUCCGUAACUGUACAACUUAAAAAGUUUAACUAUAAUUCACUAUUGUGAACCACUAAGGCUAGCUGCAGAUGAGUUUGCUCUCCAGGGUAUUGUUCUUAAGUAUAAGCUUUUCAAUGUCUAGAAUUUAAAUUCUCAAAAUAAAAAUUAAUACAAUCUUCUUUUACUAUAGAGGGUUGAAUUAGAGGAAACGUGUCCAAUAAUGAUUUUUUAGUUUAAAAACUAAAGAAACAAUAUUGUUUUUGUGGCUGAGAGUGGAUAUUAUUAGAGAAAUGAGAGCCUGAGCUUGAACUUCCACUCUCUCAUUUAUUACCUCAAUUUUAGUUUCUUACAUAAAAUUUGAAAAAGGAGUUAUAAGGAAACAAAAGAGUACUGAGGAUAGAUAGACAUGCACAUUGGGGUCUCUUGCUGCUUCACCUUCUGGACUAACUCCAUCUAAAGUUCUCUCUUCUCCUAUACAGUCUAGUCCCUCUUCAUCACUAUUACUUUCACUCUAUUACCUAAUGGAGACAUGAUCCCAAUAAAGAUUCUUGCUUCUCUGCCAUGGUGGAGCUUGCUCAGGACGAAAUUGCACCCACCACUCCUGCUGCAGCUGCUACUAACAUGUCAUCCAAAAAGAAAGAGCUUCUGACUACUGCCAUGAAGAGAACCAGUGAAUGGAUUUUCUCUCAGGAAAUCCCCAGCGAUGUUACAGUUCAUGCUGGUGGAGUUUCUUUUUCAUUGCAUAAGUUUCCGUUAGUCUCCAAGUGUGGUUACAUAAGAAAACUGGUAUCAGAAUCAAGUGAUGCCGAUCUCGGUGAGAUUGAAAUCCCUGAUAUCCCUGGCGGGGCGGAAGCUUUUGAACUUGCAGCCAAGUUCUGCUAUGGAAUCAAUUUUGAAAUAAGUACUGAAAACAUUGCCCUGCUUCGAUGCGGGGCAGAUUAUUUAGAGAUGACUGAGGAUUAUGCAGUUGGAAAUUUAGUAGCAAGAUCUGAAUCCUACUUGAAUGAAGUGGCACUUAAGAGCCUUGCUGGGGCCGUUACCAUCUUGCAUUUAGCAGAAAAUCUUCUUCCAGUUGCAGAGAAAGUAAAAUUGGUAAGUAGAUGCAUAGAUGCAAUAGCAUACAUGGCCUGCAAGGAAAGCCAGUUUUCUAUAUCAGGUAGGUCUGAUAGCGGCAAUAAGGAUGUGCUUUCUUCCCUCACGUCUCAACCAAAACCCAUUGUUGAUUGGUGGGCUGAAGAUUUAACUGUUCUCAGGAUUGAUAUAUUCCAAAGAGUUUUGAGUGCAAUGAUGGGCAGAGGGUUUAAACAAUAUGCUCUUGGUCCUAUACUUAUGCUCUAUGCGCAGAAAUCUCUUCGAGGUUUGGAAACAUUUGGAAAGGGGAGGAAGAAAAUUGAACUACAACAGGAGCAUGAAAAGAGAGUUGUUUUAGAGACAAUAGUGAGUCUUCUUCCAAGGGAAAAAUAUGUACUCUCAGUUAGCUUUCUAUCUAUGCUGCUUCGUGCUGCAAUAUAUCUCGAAACAACGGUUGCUUGCAGGCUUGAUUUGGAGAUGAGGAUGGCCUUGCAAUUAGGACAGGCUGUAUUGGAUGACCUUUUGAUUCCUUCUUACUCAUUCACUGGGGACACAUUGUUUGAUGUGGAUACAGUUCAGAGGAUCAUGAUGAAUUACCUCGAAUACGAAGUCGAAGGAAACAGAAUGGGGUACCAAGCAGAUGAUGAGUAUGUUUCUCCUCCUCCAAGUGACAUGGAACGCGUUGGGAAGCUGAUGGAGAACUACCUGGCUGAAAUAGCUUCUGACCGGAACUUAACUGUUGCAAGAUUCAUCGGUCUUGCAGAACUUAUUCCAGAACAAUCAAGGAUAACAGAAGAUGGGAUGUAUAGGGCCAUAGACAUCUUCCUCAAGGCUCAUCCUGCUAUAAGUGACAUGGAGAGGAAGAAAGUAUGCAGUUUGAUGGAUUGUCAGAAACUGUCUAGAGAGGCUUGUGCUCAUGCUGCACAGAAUGACCGUCUUCCUGUUCAGACUGUGGUUCAGGUGCUAUACUACGAGCAACAACGCCUACGAGAUGUUAUGAUUGGUGGAGAUUCCCCUACACUUCCAACUAAAGUGAACUUGUACGCCACUAAUAAUCAUCCUGUUUCUGAUGAGAUCUCCAGCCUAAAGAGAGAGAAUGAAGACCUGAAACUAGAGCUAGUGAAAAUGAAAAUGCGAUUGAAAGAAAUCGAAAAAUCUGGAGGAGGAAGAUCAGUAACAAGCAGUCCAGCGUUGAACUCUCCAUCUGCUGAUAAACCUCCUUUGCCUCGAAAAUCAUUUAUAAACUCGGUAUCGAAAAAGCUUGGACGGCUUUAUCCUUUUGUGCGUGGUGAGGGUGAUUCUUUUGCCAAAGCUCGGGCAAAACCUAGCAAGAAUCGUCGACAUUCCAUAUCCUGAAACGUUGCUUCAUCUUUCAGCCCUGCACUUUAUGCAGGGGAUAGUGUCUCUUUACUUCUUUCUUUCUUUUGAUUCUGGCUUUGUUUUCAAGGCAGGCUUGAUAAGACUAGCAGCACCUGUCUGUUUUAUUUUUCUCUUUCUCUACUUAUUCUUCUGUGUGAUAUUCUUGUAAAUAAGACAUUAUAAAUUAAGUACAAGACUAGGUUAAUAACA